GGGUAUAGAUCUGGCUGUAAUCAAUAUUGGUAGCUAUCAAUACUACAUACUGAAACUCUUAGACAACUGGUACGAAGCUGACAACUGGCAUGAGGAUCGCACUAUAACAAUAAUUGACAAGAGUAUAGGGAGUAAGAGAUGCAAUCCAUCAUUGUUCGGUAACCAUACAACAGAAAUCUUGCCUACCCCUCGAUUUCAAAAUAUCGAUGGCUACAGGAAUUUAACUGUAUGGGGACAAAGCCCUGAUACAAUUAAGGAUAAUCAUUUAGUGUCUCCAUUAACAUGUAAUGAGAGUUGGUACAUUAGUUACAAGGAUGAGUCGAACUUUGAGAAGUGUGUGUCAAUCAAGUGUUACAGUCGGAGUCACUAAUCUGGGCUCUGGAAUUCAAGAUGGGUUCCAAGUAAAAUCGGAACCCAACAAAAUCUGCACGAAUUGCAUGUCUGAGGGCUGGUUGUGUGUGUAUAAUGAAACCGAUUCGACGCAGAUUUAUUGCAAGUGGCCUAAAAACAAGCCUCCAGGCGAGACUAUUAUUCUAGGUGGGGUCAUUGGAACCGUUGCAUUGUUACUGAUGGGAGCAUUACUUCUGUUCCUUAAUCGGAGGAGGUGUUUACCCACUUCUCAGAAUCCCGAUCUUUCUAACGUCGAGAAAUUCCUGCAAGAUUAUGUUCAUCAAAUGCCCUGUAGAUAUUCAUACUCUCAGUUAAUGAAGAUCACCAAUAAGUUUGCAUACAAAGUGGGGGAAGGAGGUUUUGGUGUGGUAUAUAAAGGAAAGCUACCUACUGGCGGUCUGGUGGCCGUUAAAAUGCUUGAUCAAUCAAGGCGCUGCGAGAAUCAAUUCAUGAAUGAAGUACCAACCAUUGGAAGGAUCCAUCAUGUCCACUUGGUUCGCCUCAUGGAAUACUUCUAUGAAGAACACAGAAACGCAUUGGUGUAUGAGUACAUGGCUAAUGGAUCUCUGGAUGAGUUUAUAUUUGCAGGAAGAGAGAAAGAAGCAAUCCUAAAUUGGGCACAGCUGUAUUCAAUUGCUUUGGGUGCAGCUCGUGGAAUAGCCUACUUACACCAAGAUUGUGACAACCGUAUCAUUCAUUUCGACAUAAAACCCCACAACAUAUUACUGGAUUAAGAGUUCACACCAAACGUAGCUGAUUUUGGUCUGGCUAAACUCUGUGGGAAGAAAGAGGAUCAUAUAUCAAUGACAGCCGCAAGAGGAACGCCAGGAUAUGCUGCUCCAGAGGUGUGGAGUACAAAUUUGGGAGGUGUAACGGACAAAUCAGAUGUUUACAGUUUUGGAAUGGUAUUAUUGGAGAUUGUUGGAGGAAAGAAGAAUAUCGAUGUGCAGGUAAGCCGGUCUAGUCAAUUGUAUUUUCCAGAGUGGGCAUUCAAGUCGAUGGAGAAUGGGCAGUUGGAGAGGGGGUUGAGAGGAAGUGGUCAGGCAGAAAUAGAAUGUGAAGAGAAAGAGAAAGCAAUAAGACUGGUCAAAAUAGGACUAUGGUGCAUUCAGUACAACUCCAGAGAUCGACCGAGUAUGAGUAGAGUGGUUCAAAUGUUGGAAGGAAAUGGUGAUGAUGUGAGUAAUCCUCCCCUGCCUUUCAAUUCAUCAAUUAGGGCUGCACCUUCAAUACAUUCAAGUGAAGAGUCUUCAGUGUAAGUAACCAAAGGAAUCUCCUUCAAACCCAUUAUU
Cryptomeria japonica (Japanese cedar) is the source of this 1682-nucleotide messenger RNA. Its product is annotated as rust resistance kinase Lr10-like. Bases 288 to 1124 code for a protein of 278 amino acids. The record is from RefSeq and is a predicted model, not a curated record. The transcript is spliced from 3 exons. Gene Ontology annotation, molecular function: protein kinase activity; ATP binding. Lineage: Eukaryota; Viridiplantae; Streptophyta; Pinopsida; Cupressales; Cupressaceae. Gene Ontology annotation, biological process: protein phosphorylation.